UGACAAUUUAUUUUUUAAAAUUAAUUUCAUCAAGUUUUAGUCAGCAUUUUUUUUUUCUUCUGAAAUCUCCAUUGAUUCAUGUAAUCAUAAUAUUGUGCAAGUUUCUGAGUCAUUUUCAGGUACUGUAUCAUUGCUUAAACCAGGUUAGCACUGUGUUUUUUUUUUCCUUGGUUAAAGAUUAUCUCAUGCAAAGAGUAUAUAUAUACACACACAUAUGCUUUUAGUUCCAUCAAUAUAUUAUAUAUGCAAGUUGAUCCCUUAUUUUCCCACUAAAAUGACACCAGAAUUCAGUGCGUCUCUUCACAGAAAUCUGCGAUUAGUUUGGCGGUGGCAUAAAGUAUGACAAAUUGGGAUUUGGGAAUAUAUCAAAUUGGGAAUGUAUAUAUAUAUAUAUAGAAAUCUGCGAUUAGUUUGGCGGUGGCAUAAAGUAUGACAAAUUGGGAUUUGGGAAUAUAUCAAAUUGGGAAUGUGUAUAUAUAUAUAUAUAUAUAUAUAUAUAUAUAUAUAUAUAUAUAUAUAAAAUUCGUAGAAGGAAUAAAUAGGUACAGGCAGAUUAGGGUUAUCCCCUUCAAAUCAAGUGACAUGUGAUCCUCAAACUAGGAGAAUUUUAGACUUCAUUCCGGUAACAUGUAGGAGAAUAUGUGCUUCUUUCAUAAAUCUUCUGACGCAAAUGCCAAAUGGUUGGGGCAAUUUAUCAAACACUUGCCGGGCAUCAAAUUAGGGAAUCAAAAACAGAAUUUAAUCCAGAAUAUUUGCCAACACAACAUGCAACAAGAAUAAUCAAACCUUUAUAAUUCCACUAUCUUCUUCUAUAUGAAAUGUGUUGCAAUUGCAGAUAAUAACAUUCGCAAAGAAGAAGUGAAAGAGGCAGAGGAGAUUGGAGAUUGAAGCCUAUGGCAAUAGAGGCAUGUAACAAGGUUAUUAGCAAGUUCAAACCUCACCUUCUUAUGUUUGUAGCACAAGUAGGCUAUACUUUUCUCUACUUUAUCACAGAGGCUUCUUUCAAUCAUGGAAUGAACCCCCAUGUCUACAUAACUUAUCGACAUAUCGUAGCUGCUGUCGUGAUGUUACCAUUCGCAUAUUUCUUCGAAAGAAAACUACGGCCAAAGUUGACAUUAGCUCUUUUUCUGGAGCUAAAUGUUUUGUCUCUCCUGGGGGUGAGUUGGACUCUGAACAUGUAUUUCGCAAGCUUGAGAUACACCUCUCCAACGUUCCUUGCAUCAAUGGUGAACACCAUAGCUUCUUUAACCUUCAUCAUUGCUGUUGUACUAAGGUUGGAGGUUCUUAAUCUUAAGAAUCCUCGUGAUAUAGCGAAAAUUCUUGGGACCUUGAUAUCCUUAGCAGGAGUUAUGGUAAUGACAUUGUACAAGGGGCCUAUCAUGAAAAAUCUAUGGGGCCCUUUAAUCAACAUUCAAGGGAAAGCCACCAUUCAUGAGAACUGGUUAAAGGGUUCAGUUCUAACAGUCACAAGCUGCAUAACUUGGUCUGCAUGGUAUAUUAUGCAGGCAUUCACGUUGAAUAGAUAUCCUGCACAAUUGUCACUGACUACCUGGAUGAGCUUUCUUGGUGCUUUACAAUCAGCUUUCUUCACAGCAAUUGUGCAACAUAAACCACCUGCUUGGAGGAUCGGAUUCGACAUUGAUUUGUGGUCCACCAUUUAUGGAGGAGUAGCGGUGUCUGGUCUGGUAGUCUUCAUUCAGCUGUGGUGCACAAAAGAAAGAGGACCAGUUUUCGUAACCAUGUUUAAUCCUGUUUCCACAAUAUUAGUGGCAAUUCUAGCCUACUUUGUUCUCGGCGAAAAACUCUAUUUGGGAAGCAUAAUUGGGGCGGUUGUUGUCAUCGUUGGCUUGUACAUGCUGUUGUGGGGCAAAGAAGGUGAUCAAGAAGUUCAAAGGACCUCAACAGAACAAUCUCACUCGGCUUCUGAAGAACUAAAGAUCCAUAAUUUACAAAUAAUUACUUCUGCCGAAACAAAAUGAUCACGGGGGAACCUUGAUAGCCGAAUCCUUAAGUGCCAUUGAUAUCCAACAACAACCAGGCAUAAGAAACUUGCACCGUUGCAAAAUUCUAGGGUAAAAAAAGUAAACAACUUAUGUGCACAGGCUCCCACUAUGUGUGGGAGUUGAAGACAGGCAAGAUGUAUGAAAACCUUACCCCACAUAA
Molecule: messenger RNA, 2163 nt
Organism: Tripterygium wilfordii
Lineage: Eukaryota; Viridiplantae; Streptophyta; Magnoliopsida; Celastrales; Celastraceae
Product: WAT1-related protein At5g07050-like
Exons: 7
Coding region: 894-1979 (361 amino acids)
Cellular component (GO): plasma membrane
Molecular function (GO): transmembrane transporter activity
Source: RefSeq, a predicted model, not a curated record